GUGUUUCAGUGCUAUUUGAAUCGUUCGCAAGCGUUGUCGCAUAAUUAAAUGUGUGAAGAUAUUUUUUUAUAUCGGUAGAACGACAGAAGAAGGUUUUUUUUUAUUCACGAUUGAAAUAUCAUUUUUGAGGAAAUUUUGAAGUAGAGAACAUUUGAUUGUUCGCAAAAUGCGAACGAACGACGCCAGUAAAAAACCGUUCAAAAAAGUUAUUGAAUCUUGUUUAAAUUGAGACUUCAAUACGAGACGUUUGUUGUUGUGUACGCAUUUGGUGAUGGAAAAAAAAUAAAGUGUGUGGUUUUUAUGGACUUUUAUAAAGUGCGUUGCAUCGCCAGUCACAACAAGAACAGUGAGAAGAUUUGACAGUUUUUGAUGAAAAAACUCUUUUUUAAACAUUGAAAAAAGUAUCAAAAAUCCGCAGUAAUAGAAAAUAAUCUAAAAUGUCACAAACAUGCUCAGUUUCAUCUGAAUCGGGCAGCGGUGAAUUCAAUCCAAGUCGGCGUGAAAGAGCAUGGGAUGCAUAUUGUUGGAUUUGUCAUGGCAACGAUGCGAAAAUUCAAUGUUCAACGUGCAUACGAGCGUAUCACAAACAAUGUAUUACAUCAAAAGAUGCCACUCAACCAAAGUCCGGAUUUCGUUGUGAAGUGUGUAUUCGAAUGAAAACGGCAAUAGAUGACUACGCCAAAAGAAAUUUUAAGAUGGAAAAGAUUCACACAAUGUUGGGACAUAUCACGGAACGUUUGCUGGAAGACAAUGAUUUCAGCUGUUUAGGAACGUCAUUUUCAAAACUACGAAAGCCAGUGACAGGCAGUGGCCCAAAUAUCAUCAAUCCAUUUGAUUUAAGCAUCAUCGCGGAAAAGGUCGAGGAACAACGUUACCGAACAACGCUGGAAUUUAUCAGUGACAUCAGGUGGAUUCGACACAAUGCAGAAAUUGUGCUAAAAGAGAAAGAUCCCCGUUUGGCCGAUGCUCGUAAAAUGGAUGACUUGUGUGAAAAAGAGAUUUAUGACAUUGAAAUGUGCGAUGAAUGUUUUGGUCGUGCUAAUACUAUGGUUCAGUGGUUUACCCACGUGUGUAAUAAUCCUCCGCAUCUCCCCAUCUGGGCCCGAUUGAAAGGUCAUCCCUAUUGGCCGGCUAAAGUAAUGGGCUUCACUGACCAGAACCAUAAGAAAAUUGAUGUGCGUUUUUUUGGAAAACAUGACAUGGGAAUCGUUGAAACCAGUGAUUGUAUCCUCUUCUCAGACAAUCCAAAUAAACUUCAAGAACGUGACCGAAAGAAAAUGGACAAUGCCAUUCAGGAGGCAAAAAAGUACAUCAAGAACAUCGAGCGAAAGUAUUCAUGCAAAUUGGUAAAACCAAAAUCAAAAUCAUCAUUCGAUGCCAAUAAAAUUGGUGCGCAUUUAAUGGAAAUGAUACCAGGUCUUAAUCUGCCGAAAAAUUUUAAACUAAAAACAAAGCCGGAUUACUUGCGAAGAUUGCGACGUCGCAAAGCACCCAAUCCAAAAUCGGUGAAUUUGGAUACUGAACAUUCAUACAUUCAAGAUAUUCUUGGUAAAUAUUCCAUUUUGCAUUGUUCGAUUCGUUUGGAAAAAUGUGACAAUAUGCUGAAUGUUCAACAAAUUGAAUUUAUCCGAGAGAUCAAUUCGAACUAUUCGAUUUCAACUGAACGAAUAAAUAAAAGUGAACCGAAUACAAAUGAAAAUAUACCUGAACUACCAAGCGAUGAACAUGAAAAAACAUUGCAGAAUGAAGGAGACCAGCAACCUUGUCAAAUACUCCCACAUCAAUGUCAUGAGGAAAAUGAUGAAUUGGUGAUCGACUCCGUAAAUGACAAUCAAAAUGAUCACAAACAUAAUAAUAAUGACAAAAAGAGAAGUGCAACCGCAGUAGCUGAUUGUGAAGCACGCCAUACAUCGCGAGUGGAAGAACCACAUGCCAAACGUCUUUGCAUUGAAGAAGUUGAAAUAAAUUCGGAAUUGAAUGAGACUACAGAUGACAAUUUGCCCCGUGAUCAGCCAGCUGUAGAAUCUCCAGCCAAUUUCAAACCGAACAAAGUAUCAAAGGAACACAGUAUUACUAUACCAUUGAAAUCAUUACGUAAUAUUUUUACCCGAAAGGCAUACGGUACAUUGCAUAUGCAUAAAUAUAUUCGAAACAAAGCAACUGACGAUAAAAAAAUCAAAACCGGUGAUGGUAUUGUGCCAAAAACCGAUUCAUCUCCUGACAAAAACUCACAAAGCAACAUGGAUUCUGAAUUGAGCGUUUCUAACGAAAUGGACACUGAGCCAAUGGAAUCGGAGUGUGAGUCGCUCUCACCAGAAUCUCCAGCCGUACAAUUUGAAUCGCCACGUCCAGACACACCACUUGGUAUUCAGGCUGAUACUGUAUCAGAGUCUCAACUCGAAGAUCAAUUGAUUUCACCACGUCCAGACUCACCGCUUGAUAUUCAGGCUGAUACGCAAUCAGAGUCACAACUCGAAUUUCCAGAUGAGUCGCCAAAUCAUUCUGAAUUAAAAGCGAAAGAUACACCUGAAUUUCAUACCGAGCAAAAGCAAGUCACUUCAUCGAACGCACAAACCACACAAUCCGAAGAGAUCGCAUCAAAUGCCGUGACUGAACCUCAAAAAGAAGGAAACAACGAACAAAUCGAAAUUCGUCCAAACAAUGAUAGUUCAACACAAGCCGUUCAAACCAAUCAAUGUUCCGAGAAUGGAAUUGCGGCCAAGCCGUCUUUGCCAAAGAAAGAACACCAAUUACAUAAAGCCCUGAAAUUUCAUCAAAACAAUUCAACCAAAUGGCAAGCGGAAAAUUUAAUAUUAAAGGAAGUAUUGAAUCAAAAAACCCGACGAAUUCAUCAACUGGAAAAUGAAGUAAAACAAAAGAACGAAGCAAUAAACAACUUGAAGCGUCAGUACAUUAUGUUUAAGGCAGAUCAUGAUAUACAGUUGCAAAAGGCAAUUCAAGAAACAAAAAAGAUGGAAUGGUGUCCAAUUUGCAAAAAGGAAGUGAAGAUGUCCCAAAUGCAAACUUGCAGUAAAAAAUGUUUACUUGAUUUGUGGAAACAAAAUGCCAAUGAAUCAAAUUGAAUUUGACGACGCAGAAAACCAUACUAUGUAACCUGAUCAAAAUGAACAAAAUCAAGUAAAAUAAGGAUCUCCUAGUCAGAGGCUAACAAAACAAAUGUAUAUUUUUGGACGAUGUGACCGACCAAUUAUUAUGGAAAUAAUAUCAAUUAAGCAGUGAUCAUUGAUAAUUAUUUUAAGAGAAAAAACUCAGUAUUUUAGUUUGUUUAUGUUCAUUAUUUAAACAUCAAUUUGUUCAGAAAAUUGAUAUGUGCCUUCACAUGAGCAAAUUCUAUUCAUUUUUUUCUCAAAAACAAUGGAAAUGUUUUUACCGAACUGGAAUUGAAUAAAAACAU
Messenger RNA from Contarinia nasturtii (swede midge), 3415 nucleotides. RefSeq names its product protein kinase C-binding protein 1-like. Gene Ontology annotation, molecular function: protein binding. The transcript has 9 exons. Bases 438 to 3083 code for a protein of 881 amino acids. Lineage: Eukaryota; Metazoa; Arthropoda; Insecta; Diptera; Cecidomyiidae. The record is from RefSeq and is a predicted model, not a curated record.